CUACGAAAUCGAUCAACGUAUUUGGCAGGGAGUUACUGAGAGUUGACUGGUUUCAAAAAAAGGCGACUGAAGUGUAGAAAAAGAAAAAAUGCUAUCGAACGCAUUUUCGUUGCUAGAGCUAGACGCUGCUGAUGGAUCGGAAUCCGCUUCAGCCUCAGCCUCUGCUCCUUCUCGACGCAAAAAAGGCUCAACCAGCACUAGCAAAACCAGUACCAAUACCACUCGCACUAACACUCAAGUUAAAAGUGAGAAGAAAGUUAACAACCUUGAUGAAAAAAUGCCCCAAAAAAAUGGCAAACAGAGUGAAGAAACUCUAGUGAUUCCUUCAGUAGAUUACAAGUUGCCCCUUGUGUGGAUUGACUUGGAAAUGACUGGUCUAAAUGUUGAAGUUGAUAGAAUACUGGAGAUUGCUUGUAUCAUUACAGAUGGCCAUCUGACCAAAACAUUGGAGGGUCCUGAUUUGGUUAUCCAUCAAAAUAAGGAGUGUUUAGAUAAGAUGGGAGAAUGGUGUCAAAGCCAUCAUGCAGCUAGUGGGUUGACAAAAAAGGUGCUCGAAAGUACAAUUAGUGAAAAAGAGGCUGAAAAUCAGGUUAUGGAAUUUGUAAAGAGAAAUGUUGGUACACACACCCCUCUUUUGGCAGGAAAUUCCAUUUAUGUUGAUUUUCUAUUUUUAAAGAAAUACAUGCCAGAUUUGGCUGCUCUGUUCUCUCAUGUGGUUGUCGACGUUAGCAGUGUUAAGGCUUUAUGCAUUCGCUGGUAUCCUAGAGACAACAAGAACGCCCCUAUAAAGAAAAGCAAACAUAGAGCUUUGGAUGAUAUCAGAGAAAGCAUACAGGAACUUAAAUACUACAAGGACAAUAUUUUCAAAGCAUCCAAAUCUAGGAAGUGAUGCAAAAAAGGAAUUGCAGCAGAUGGAUUCCUUGUGAAAAAGUUUCAAUUUCAAAGUCCCUUCAUUAUCUCUAGAUGUCGCUAAUUGUGCAUGUACUUUUGGGGAAAUUAGUCAUCUACAAUUGAUCAUUGCUUGUACAAUCUCACUUGGGGAAAUUAGCCCCUUCGUUAUCUCUAGAUGUUGAUCAUUGCAGAUACAUGGCGUUUCUAUGGUAUUUUAUGCAAUUUACAAAUGUAUCAUUGGCUGUAUUUUCAUUUAAUCGUAUAGAAGUUCUAAAAUCAGAAGUUUCUUCCAA
Quercus robur (English oak) is the source of this 1184-nucleotide messenger RNA. Its product is annotated as oligoribonuclease. Gene Ontology annotation, cellular component: mitochondrion. NCBI's taxonomy places the organism in Eukaryota, Viridiplantae, Streptophyta, Magnoliopsida, Fagales, Fagaceae. Gene Ontology annotation, molecular function: 3'-5'-RNA exonuclease activity; nucleic acid binding. Bases 89 to 889 code for a protein of 266 amino acids. The transcript has 8 exons. The record is from RefSeq and is a predicted model, not a curated record.